AUGAGAUAUGGGUCUGCUGCAGUGUUUCACUGCAUCUUGCUUGGAGCCCUUUCCAGUGGUCUGUGUAAAUUUAUGCAUAUAAAAUUAAAACAAGAAUUAGUUUUACUUUUAUUAACUUUUAUUUUUUAUCAUAGCACUUGCAAGCUACUGCCAACACGACUUAGCCUGCUAAAAUAUUUAAUAACCGAAAACUUAUACAUCAUUACAUAUCCGCCCUCGCCCACAUAAAGAUUUUGAAAUCUACGUUUAAUCGACUGUUAUGAUAAAUAAAAUAGAGCUAAACAGUUAUUAACCUAUGAGAAUAGGCAAUAUUUAAACAAGUUUAUUAAAUCUAUGGGGAUCGCUUCUCGAAAUAUUUAAUAUUUGGUGAAUUGUACUGCAGUAUGUGGGUUGAAGUUAGCCAUAAUCUUGGUAAGCCGAUGGCGUCAAAUGGCUUUGAGUAAACUGUUUUUAGCUAGCCAAAGUACACCAGCUUUGCACUUUUGAAAUACGCCGAAAAAAUAAAAAGUUGUUUUCAUCAAACAGAGCUAUUAUUGAUAUCUGAAAGGUAAACGACUGACCAAAAUGAUUAGUGACGACUUUAAAGCUGCAAUAUCCUCAAUAGAGUACGUUUUUAAGAAAAUCCACAGUCAAAAAUCCCAAAAUGCGUCUGUUUACUGUGCCUUUACAUUAAUAUAUGCUUGACUGCAAACGAAAUAUAUUGUAAAGGAAAUAGAAAAAUCUUUCAGAAGCGGAUUUGUGAUGCACCAAAAACCUUCUUACUAGCGAUAUUUCUUAAAGCGUAUUUACUAUAAUAGUUUUUUUGUAAGAAUUCGUUAUCAGAUCACGUCUAUUCAAAAUUUAUACUUAAACAAAUGGGGCCUUUUAGUUUUUCGAGAUCUUUUUAAUUCUCGAAUAAGUAAGAGCCUGAUCUCCUGUCAGAAUAGAGCUUAAGGCAUUCAAUCAACAAGCUGUGUACCUACAGUGUAAGAAAAUGUAUACAAUCGUUUAACCGACUAAGAAGAUAUCACGCAAAACUUAUAAAUAAUUGAGAAGGACGUAGGGUGCUUUUAUACUCCUAAAUAUCAUUGUAACACAUACAGGCGCGAGAAAACCGUAUUCGGUAGAAUAUACAUAUUUAGGUAGUGUGGAUUUUUUUAACUCUUUCAAGUGCAAUCAAAAAAUAAAAGCAUUUUUAAGAAAGUCUGCACUGAAAUAAUUUCCAUAAAAAUGUGGCAUUAAUUCAUAUCCUUUCCAAAUUUAUUCUUGAGAAUGUGGUAACGUUUAGUUCCAAGAUAUCUUUUUAAUUCUUUAAUAAGCUUGAGCUUGGACUCCCGUCGAGUUUGCAGUUAGGGCUUUCAGUUUACAAGCCGCAUGUUUUCUGUGUAAGGAAAGUCAACAUUGCUUUGACCCAUUAAGUAAACAUCCUGCGGCUUUUGCGAAAGUUUGAGGCGGAUUUAGAUUUCCCUGUGUUCUUAGUAAGUAGCAUUGAUAACUAGGCGGAUGCGAUGUAACCUGAAUUUUUUAAAACCACAUCAUGCAUUCUGUGUUAGUAUAAAUCUAGAAAACGCGAAUGGCUGCCAAACAAAUUAUAAAAAAAGUAUUUUAGGUCUUAUUUUGCCAAAAUACGUUGAUAUCUAUAAAGGCAUCGAAAAUCAGUAGAACGAAGGGAUGCUGCCUAGGUACACCUUUCUACAUAGCGUGGUUUUGCAGGCGAGCAGAAAGGAGUGCAUUCGAAAGCCAGAAUCCUAUAGUGGCCUAAAUAUCAAAAACCAUUUCAAUUCUUUAAUAAGUUUGAGCUUGGACUCCCGUAGAAUUUGCAUUCACGGCUUCCAACUUACAAUCUGCAUGUUUUUCGUGUAAGAAAAGCCCAUAUGUUUUUGAGCCAUUAAGAAAAUAUCAGGCAGCUUUUGCGAAAGUUUGAAACGGAUUUAGAUUGAAUUUUGUUCUUAGUAAGUAGCAUUGAUAGCCGGACAUAUGCGAUAGUACUUAAAUUUUUUUAAAUCACAUUAUUCAUUCUGUCUUGGUUUAAAUUGAAAAAUAGGGAAUUGCUACCAAAAACAUUAUAAAAAGAGCAUUAUUGGGAUUUGUUUUGCCAAAAUACAUUUAUAUCUAUAAUAACAUCGAAAAUCAUUCGAAGGAAUGGAUGCUGCCCGAGUACUCGUUUCUACAAGGCGUGGUUUUGCAGGCGAGCAGAAAGGAGUGCAUUCGAAAGCCAAAAUCCUAGGAUGUCUGAAACAACAAUGGAGGACUCUGUCAGUUAACCACUAUUACAAACUCACCUAAGUGGCCCUUUCUGGUAGUAAAUGCAGUUCAAGAUUUCAGUCAACACUUUAUGUGAUCGGUCAUUUGCUCCUAGUGCUUUUGCUUUGAUGGCCGUUAUGACCCGCUUCAUAAAAGGGAAAUUUUAAGGAAAAUUUAGCGUCGGUCGAAUGGUAAAUGACAGAAUAGUUUCCAGCUUCCUUUACGUAUGAAAAAAACUUGAAUGUGCGAGGAAUUAGGAAACACGCAGCGCUGAUCCUAAAAGGGUUUCCGAUAUGGCGUAUAUUCAGUCCCAUACGAAGCAGUCAAGGAACACAUAUCGCAUAUUCACUGCAUGGGAAACCGACAUCAGACCAGCCGAACUUUGAUGUACUCGGGAGCUGCUAACUAUGGUAGACAUGUGGCGGCCUACUUAACGCAUCCUGCACAAUCCACUGCUUUUAUCUGAUUUGAUCUCUGACGAUGGAUUCUAAUGGGAAACCGCAACGUUAGGAUUACAAAGCUCUUGUUCCAUCAAUCAUGAUUCCUUCUUACAGGGUACUUCCUAGAACUCGCCUCUUUGUUUCUAUUGGCGCACAAUAAGAAUUAUUGUUGAGUAUGAAGUAAAAGAUGUUUGAAUACAGGUGCAUCCGACAAUCGAUAGAUUAGAACGGUGGAUGAUUAAGACGAAUAACGGCCCCAAACAUCUAAUAUUGUUAUCAGAUCUCACGGGGAAAGGCAAAGAGCUUAUUACAUGCGUUACUAUACUUUGUUUGGCAGUCCACACUACGAAAAACAUUAAAAAUACAAUCGGAUGUGAAAGCCGAAAGUUUGCUUAACUGACAAAGAAGGUCGGAAAGAUUAUUAAAUGCCUUCUGUCGUUAGACUGCAAACGGCUGCUAUGAAGUCGAACGCGUAAUUCAUAGAAGGCUGAUUAGGUGACUGGCAAAUGUUAAGAACUCGCAUAUGACCAACCUGAAUGCAGAUGGAUUGGAGUUUCCUAGAUUGAACUAAAAAUGUGAACGCUUUUUCGCCAGAUCCUUGUACUUCAGAGACACUAUUAAACUUCACAGCUUCCCCUGUAUGUAUAACAAGUUUCUACGGAACCUAUGCUCACCUAAACCAUUUCUCCCAAAUUUUAAAGCUAUUCAAGUUGAGCCUGGGUUUCCUACUGACUGUGGAGUUCCCACCGUCCGACGGAAACAGAAUGAGGAGGCCGAGGAGAGAAAAGUCCGCGCGACACCUCACAGCUGGCCCUGGCAUGUAAGCAACCUCUUUUUAUGCCUUCCAUAUCGCAGCGACGCAAAUAAAUAUAAAAGUCAAAUAACGUAAAUGGCGCCUUACACUGGCCAGCUUAUGUACUUUAUCUGCCUAAGCCCGCCGAAUGACAAUCUCAUAUUAGGCAAGAGCUGUGUAAGCUUUAGAGUACAAUUUGCAGUAAGUUUGUAAAUUGGUAUCUUGCAUUUGUUUUACAUUUGAACCGAGAGUUCGCUGAUGCGUCAGUGUUUAACUGUAGAUCAGAAGCAUAAUCCCCCCAAGUCGUAGACAAAAAUAUAAGAAAAUUGGUGGCAGAGUGGCGCUCACCGAUCGUGCUUACGGAACUCUCUUCUUCCGUUUUGCCUUAUGGGUACUUUCUCGAGGCCGACAAACAGCCACACAGUGGCGCAUGAUAUAGGUAGAAUGUUAUUACGGAAAAGGACAACGGAGAAUGGAAUGGCCACUUCUGGGUUACCAACCGUCCCCAGCCAGUCAUAUCCGACCCGGGAGUGUGUAACACCUAGUAACAUCAAGCUGACCUGUUUGGAAAAUUUAUUAUUUGUCUUAAAAAUCAUAUUAAAGAUUUCAUACUCAAUGGUAGAAUUUAUUUAUUUAAAGCAUUAAUGACCAUGACAGGGAAGACCAGAAUGACCAUUUCCAGUUCAUCAACCAUCGUCUGCCAGCCAUAGAUAACUUCAAGGACUGCGACCCCUUGGGCUCGAUCGCGCGACUUGUUGGUUAAAAUUCCAACGCCCUAGAGACUGAGCCACAGGCUCGAUGUUCUGUCAGUUCCAUUUGGGUAAAGCCAAUGGUUAAGGAGGGCGCUCAAUAACUUCAAACCAUACCAGCCUGCCACUCUGGAAGUUAAUCCACGACUUAAAAUAUUCCAGACCACGCACUCAAAUGAUGCAGCGGAAGAGUAAAUGGGUUUUUGUCUUUGUCAAAAGUGUGUUUACUGAACAGAAUCAUUUCAUAUAAGCGUUCUAAGAUCAACUGUAGACAGCAAAGUAACAUUUGAGCCUUCGAAAUUAAACGACAUUUAUUGCGAGCUCCAAGAUGAAUUUUAUGUGUCAGAAGGCAUGAUCGUUGGAAAAUUGUCAGGCGAGUUAGGACGCUCCAGAUAGAGACACAGACGUCCUCUCGUUCGCCUGUCGAGCACGACAGAGGAACCCCACGCCGUCGAAUCAUACGCGACUCUCUAGCUGCGCCAACCCACGAUGGUCUGGACAAGAGCUUUAUUAGCCUGACGUUUCGGAUUCCUACUCGAAUCCAUCAUCAGAGACAAAAGAGCAGAAACCCGUUUCUGCUAUUUUGUCUCUGAUGAUGGAUUCGAGUAGGAACCACGAUGGUCUGCCCAUUACAGCGCUUAGAGCGUAACCAAUGGCUGCACAUGAACCAGUCUGAGACAUGACCUGUCAAUAGGCCGUCAAGGGCAGAAUUGUUUAGACCAAUUCUCUGUCUUUCUGCUUGCCUCCUGUUCCACUCGACAACUGGCAACAUGACAGUGCGACCGUAGUUUCCGACAAUGUCUACCGUGUACUUCACAGGCGCGUCCGGUGUCAAGACUGGAGGCGGGAAAGGGAGCAGAAGGCCUGCACGGUGAAAGCGCGCAAUUUGGACGUACCGCCACACCCCCCAGUCCAAACCAGGACUUUGCACAACAAGAGGCUCGAACCCCACGGAGCGAGAUUAUCAUUAAUGAUCUAGAUUGUUUACUGAUGAGGAAAAUGCGUUGCGACGUCUUACACAGACCCCAUCCCCUGUCAGAGCUGGUCAAAUGUAUAAUGCGGGGAAUGGACACAGUCGGUGACAUUGUCAAUGAUCUCGUCUACGCGUGCCAAACACACGAUCUAGACGCGGGUGACAUGGGUUUCACAUGCGUUUCGAGAGAGCCUUACUAGCGCCAUGGUACCGACGGUAGCAACAAGCCCCUCGCAAGUUGCAAGCACUUGGUGUAUGGCGAGUAACGCUUUUUUCUGCCCUUCAAGGUGGGUUUGUGGUCGGACCGAAGGGGAGAACAUCCGUUCUGUGGAGGAACGCUCAUCAGCCGCUCUUUGGUCGUAACUGCGGCCCAUUGCAUCGGUGCUCUCAUGGGUUGCAAUGCAUUACCAGUAGGAAAGCCAUUCAGCAUACCAGCCGCAACGGGUGACCGACUUCAGGUCCUUGUCGGCGCUCACGACUACACAAAGGCUGAUAAAUUGAAUACGUUGCUUUCCGUCCGGCACGUUGUCGUUCAUCCGAAGUACAAUGACAGCCUACGAGAAGAGGGCUAUGACAUAGCGUUGCUGAAGCUUUACGAAAAGAUAAAUCCAGGUAUGUUGUUACAGUAUGCACGCGACUGUUUCGCUAUAAUGAUAUUAAACAUUAGUCUAAAAAAUCCUUAGAAAUUCAUACGCUCACAUCAUGAAAGUUUUUUUUGUCUCCACUAACAAAACAGGUCAAUAAGAACGACCCCUUGCUAAUUCAGGUGGCUUUUUGUUAAAUUGGGGAAAAGACAGAUACGGUUGCAUUCUAACUUAUCCGAAACCUAUUCGCGGAACUAAUCUUUACCUUAAUCAUAAUUUCCCUGAAAUUUGGCUCAUAGUUACAGUUAUUACGCGAAAUUGCGUUUUCGCCUGCUCUUCCAGGCCUGAGGUGCAUAUUAGAGAUUGCUACCAAGCGGACCUGCUCAAAUGCAACUUUACUGAUCUGGCUUUUGAGAAGGAACUUAAAUUGCUUUCAUAAGCUAAACAGAGCUGUUAUUCUUUUAAUCGUUCCGAAGCCGGAGAAAUCAGAGCCAUAGGCCAAUGUCGAGAAGGAGGGUAGUCAUCGCGAUAAUCCGAGUUUAGGACGACUUCGUGUAUUAUGAGAAAACGAUUAUUUUAUCGAUAAACAACUGCUCUGCUCUAUGGCAUCUCGGUAACUGCAGUAUUAAUAUAUCACAAUCAUUAGCGCUUAUGCGACAAUUCCAGCGGUAAGAACGUGUCUAGCUCCUGUAAAAUAGCAAAUGUAACUAGGCGUUUUAGGAUGUCGGAUUCCUUGUCCUUUACGCAGAGCGCAUGCGAUAUCGUAAGAACUUUUGUUUUAUUUUUUAACGUCGUCAAGGCGAGAGAAUGCGGCAUAUCUGCUUUCCCCCUAAAAGUGUGACGCUACAGCGUGGCUCCAUUUGCUACUUCGCCGGUUGGGGAGGACUUUACAAGCAACGCUCACCGGGACAACUGGUUUAUCCGAAGACACUCAGGGAGGCUGAGGUUCAAAUAGAACUCGAUGAUCCCUGCAUGGAAGUCUUUGCACCUUACUACCGCGAUAAACAUUCAUGUACCAGAACAAGAGGCACGGUACGUCCUAAUGAAUGUACAAUCUAUGCAAUUAUACCAGCUACUUAAUUGCGGUAAGUAAACAAUAAUUUAGUACACCAAGAAAACAGCCUUCCUGUCCCGUGCAAGGAAAAGCCUUACCGGUGACCAGAAAUAACACUGCCUCGAGUGUGAAAAAUGAUUGAAAUUCAACUCUUUGCAUUAGCCACUUGGGAUGUUUCAUCUCCUCGUCGCCGCAUGCAUGCGGAUCUAAGCAUGCAUCCAGUCUGACCUUUCUGGCACUCGAUCCCAUACAAUACCACAGAUUGCUCUUUGGGAUGGAGCCGGAGUUAAAUCCUCAAACAGGGGACAUAUACUGCACCAAAUGCAGGAAUUGUCCUCAAAACUAUACAGGUUGAACUGGACGCACACUUGGAUUUCGUGUACAUGAGCAUAAGCUGUCUGUGCAUCGAGGUGGAGAAGUAUCGCGGGUGGCUGCACACACCUAAGAACUAAGCCUUUGAUUUAAGUUCAUACAUAAUAUGAUAAUCGCCCAUGCAAAGUACAAAAUAUGUCAAGAAUUAAUUAAAGCUCAGAGGUCAGACCAGUACUCAGUCCAGCAUAAUAUCUGUCCGAUGCCAAAGUAGAGAGUACUGAGCAAUAGAUCGAUGAUUGACUACCAGGCAUUCAUGCUCAAGUUUGAUGUUGGCAGAAAUACACAAAAUGUUCCGAUGAUUGACCAGUUCCUAUUUAACUUGUAUAUAUAUAGGUAGAAUGGCAUUACCGACAAAGACAAGAGAGACUGGAAUGGCCAUUUCUGGCAUAUUUGCCGUCGUCAGCCAGCCAUACCCAAGCCCGAAGUGUGGAACACCCGAGCCUCGAACUCGCGACCUGUUUGUUCAGACGUUCACGCCUCUACCCACCGGGCCACGAGCCCGUAAUUAUGUUAGUUAUCGAUCGGGAAUAUACAAGGUUAGGGGGCGCUCACCGAUCGUUCAUACGGAACUCACUCGUUCCGUUGUGCCUUAAGGGCUCUCUCUCGGCUAUUCCAGUCUCCCUUGUCUUUGUCGGUAAUGCCAUUCUGCCUAAGUAUCAUGCGCCGCUGUGCGGCUGCGGGUUGGGUUCGAGAGAGAGCCCUUAAGGCACAACGGAACGAGGGAGUUCCGUAUGAACGAUCGGUGAGCGCCCCCUAACAUUGUAUAUUCCCGAUCGAAAACCGACAGGACAACGGGCUCGUGGCCGGUGGGCAGAGGCGUGGACUUCUAAACCAACAGGUCGCGAGUUCAAGGCUCGGGUGUUGCACACUUCGGGCUUGGGUAUGGCUGGCUGACGACGGCAAAUAAGCCAGAAAUGGCCAUUCCAGUCUCCCUUGUUUUUGUCUGUCAUACUAUUCUGCCUAUAUAUAUAUUCUACUCAAGAUCCAAACCCCUCGCAGCUGUUUCACGCAGCGGCAGAAUAUCGGCCCAACACGUGUCUGGGCUUUUAGCAAGUAUGUGUGUCGAGAGUAUGGUAUAAUACCUUUACCAUAUGGAUUUCAUGCUACUCGUAGUACUACUUGUUUCUAGAAUGGGGAUUACGUGCUUAUUCUACAGUAGGUAAUUGUCGUCAUCUCGAAUGUUCUUUGAAAUUUCGGUUUCGACCCUAAAAGGUCAUGUCCCGGAGAUUUAACUCCCAGUCCUUCACUGAGAAAUUUCUGAAAUUAUUCACUUGAUUAUUCUCUGGAGUUUAUAUACGAGAAACCGCAUAGAGAAGGCCGGGGAUCCCACUGAAGAGCCAAACCCUUCGCAGCUGUGUCACGCGGCGGCAAAAUAUCGUCGAACCACGUGUCUUUGCUUUUAGCAAGUACCUAUGUCCGGGGUUACGGUUUAAUACGUUUACCAUAUAUAUAUACAAUAUUUCGGAGAAGGUAGUUUACCUCAGCGCAGGUCUGCAUUCGGAUUUAUACAGUCUCAAUGGUUGUUCUGUAUAUUUUAGAGUCCAUGUGUUGGAGACAGCGGCGGUGGACUAUUCUGCCCUUCAGAAGAGGACGGCAGUUUCUUCUGGUAUGGAGUGAUAGAGGGUGGAACAAAUGACUGUAGGGGAAGCUGUGCAAUUGUCGGCAAAAUAAAGGCAAUUCACACCUGGGUAAAAGACACUGCGUUUACACUUGGCCUGUAAUAAGCCUUUUGUGUGGAAAUUGCAAUGUGAUUGAAUAAACAACUUUUCACCAGGUAGCAAGUUUGGGUGCUGUACAAUGUCCAUAAAAGCAAAAAUGUUGUUCGGAUUUCGUUAAAUAUUUCAGUGAACUCUUUAGUUGAAGCCUAUCACCCAAUUCCAAUGAUGGUGAACUAGGCGACUCAUGCAACACUCCCGCAGUGCCAAACGACCAUGCUCAGCAAGUAAUCCGAGAUCGGCGACUGUCGACAAUAAAUAAAAUGAAGUAAAAAUGUUUGAGGAUUUCUAAAGACAGAGUUAUUUUUCAUCCCAAAAUAUGUGGCUUGAAUGCAAUUUAUUAACUUGAAGUUUCAAAGUGGGAAUGAAAGGGCAAAUUUCCCCCCCCCCCCCAAAUUACAUCGGAAAUGAACUGAAUUAAGACUGCCUCGUGAAAGUUUUAUCCCACUUGUCUGAAUCGGAAUGGGAAAUAUAGUGCCCCACAACAGUUUAAUGAAUAAAAAAUGUAACAAGUCCGCCGAAUUAACAUUAGCUCGAGAAAGAUAUGACUUUGGGACAGAGUGAAAACGAGUUCCGGGCUGAUCCUGAUCCAUUGCAAUAGAAUUCCAAUGCAGCGUGCAACGCACGAUCGACCCUGUCCAUCGGCUGAAGCAUGCCAUCCUACACGAUUGUGCAACGGAAUGCCGCAAUGCAAGCAGGUGAAGGCAAAGAAGCAUCACAGUAAAAUCAAUAUAAAGCCAAUACAAAAAAUGGCUACUUAAAUUCCAGGAGUAGAAAGGUGGCGAGGUAUUAAAAUGGGUGAGCACAGUGGCUGGUCACGCAGACGGCUCGUAGAUCUCGGGUGAGCAGAAAUCUGCUUCGCCGAACGAUCAUGAACAUAACGCGAUUCAAAAUGAGGGACUGCCAAAAAUGCUCCCACGCAGCCCAUGUGGUCACAUCCACGACAUGGUUUUAAGUCUGUACAGACGGAACUUCGUGCCUGCAAAGAUGCAUUCAGGGAAAUCAGCUGAUUUAGGCGCAAGAUGUAUAAUAACUUUGACAUCCGACACGGAUUGCAGUGACGGAGUACUGAUUCCGUCCAGUGACGCAGUAAAAAUUUUCUUUUCUUAUGAUAAUACACCCUUUCUCGGGCCUUUGCCAGUGCGAAAUUGAGGUCCUACAUAAAAAUAGUAGGCUGUGGUAAUAACGAAGAUCGAGCGGACUCAGCGAUCGCGUCUCGUACACACACGUCUUUGACUCAAUCUGGAGUCCCACUAGCGGCCGCCCUGCGGCUAGUAUAACAGGCAAAACAACAUUAACGACAACAACGAGGGAGAGUUAGACAGUCGUUUCUGGUUUACUUGCCGUUAUCAGUCGGCCACACCAAGCCUUGAAAUUGUCAACCCCGAGGGUCAGUGGUAAGGGUGUUGGACUUGUGAACCGGUAGGUCUCUGGCUCAAGCCUCGAGAUGAACACAUAAGCAUGCUUGCAAACCGCCUUUGUGUCGCAAUAUCACACGCAUCGAAGACAUGUUGAUCAUUCUUUAUGUGCUAUCUCGCGUCCUGCAUUUGAUUGGCAAUCACUUCCGUCAUACCAGUCGGCAGUGGUCGAUUUUUAUCUCGUCCAUCGUAUAACUGACUUCAUUCAGGAAGACGUUUGAUAUUCCACUUACAUUUUCGCUUUAUUUUGGAGGCGGUAUCAAAGGAGCUUUGACAAGUUGGUGGUGGAGGAGCGUCGUGACCUUAUUCUAGUAGUCCAUUUGCCUAGGAUGGAUGCUAAUCGUUAUUUGUAUAGUCAAGGCCGCUUUAUCAGCGACAACCCUUAACAAAUUAUCGUCCUUCAUUUAAAGUGUGCUUACAAACUCGUGUUAAAAAUGAUUAUCGGAGGCGAUGAAUAAGAAUGUGUGAAUGUGAAUAAUGAUCACAUUCAACCUAUCAAUUGGUGGAAACGACACGCAAAUAUCACAGGCUGCCUGUUGGCGUAACGGUAAGUUGUUGAAUGCUUCCCUUCUCAAAAGGGGACCCAACAGUAGUUAGGACAGUGUCCCGGCAGAUUGAAUGGUAUGUGUUGAUUUUAGUGGCUAUUGUUCCAGAUGGCGUGGAAUUGGGUACUCAGACUGGAACUGGAGCUCUGUAGCAUAAAUUUUAUUCAUCUGAUGUUUCGGAUUCACUGGCAAACUCAUCAUCGCCAUAGGAAAACACAAUCGUGCAAAAGAUGAACUCGCGAUCGAGCUGACAGUGGGUGUAUUGUAGGAAGAAUAGCACUUCCGAAAAGGAUAAGGGAGACUCAAAUGGCCAUUUCCGGCUUCUUAGCCGUCAUCGGCCAGUAAUACUCAAUCCCGGAGCAUGUAAAUACCGAUACUCAAACCUGGCAUCUGUUGGCUAAGUGUCGAACGCCCCAACCUUUGAGCCUUGGACUAGAUUUCCACCAGGUUGCGAUCGUGUAUAUUAACAGUGUUGAAGAAGAAGAGUCUAGCACCGGAACGCUUUGCUUAUUGUUCUGAGCUUUCAGACUCGUGUAGGAGUCCAUCAUCAGACGUAGUUGCAGCAGCAGAAAAAGCGACAGUUGUAGGGCAUGUAGGCCAAUCAUCGACCGACGGCGCAAGACUGGAUGUGACAACGCAGGGCUCUGUACGCCGGCGCCAGAUAGAUAAAUCGAUUGACCGAGUUCUCAUCCGAGGCCUAGGCUUCAAUCACUUCUCGGCCUGUUUUGUUUCUGGCGUGGCCGACUAUUUUGUUGGCAGCGAAGUUAAACUCGUGACACAUUUCGUAAGUGUUGGCGGCCACUUGUGAUAAUGCUUCACACAGCCAGUUUAUGUUCGUGUAUGCACGAUCCGACCAUGCGCCCAGUCAGACCUGUGUGGUUAAAAGGACAGUUUGGACACUACACUCCAGAUUGCUCUUCAGGCUUUAACCGGUCUUUAAUUUUUAUGACCUUACUGCAAAUGUUGGCUUUGUGGCGGUGUGCAAUUCCAACACCUAGCCCAACAGCAAUGCGCUCGGUUGAUUCUGAAACGCCCUUGAUGUAUGGCAGAGAAUGCCAUAUCGUUGGUUGUGCUGAUGUUAGAGUCCUCUGGUGGCGACCGCGUAGGCAGCGACUUAUGAAUGCCCUCGGAUAGCCGUUUUGCACAAACUGGUCGCGGAGAUAACGGGCCUCACGUGCUCUGUCCUCCGGUUUGCUGUAAUGAGUUUGGAUCCGUUUGAAGAGCGUCUUCACACAGCUUCCCCAUGUAAGCCACCGGAUGUUUACUGUGAAAACUGAGAAGCUGUGUGGUGUUCGUUGCCUUCCUAUAAACCGUCGUUUCAAGUUCACCGUUAAGGUUUCGUCUAACAAGCACAUCCAGGAAGGGCAACCGCUGUUCCUGUUCUUCUUCCCUCGUGAAAUUUAUAUCAGGGAAGACUGUGUUGGGCAGGCUGCGGAAAUGUUGCAGCCUACAACAACCGGAGAGUAGAACGGCAAUUUAUAGCUCUUUGGAUCAAGUCGGUUUAAAUAACCGCACGGGUAUCCUGUAGGCUGUGUCGAGUUCAUCCACGGAUCUUACAUGAACCAAAAGUAGCAUUCAUAUAUGCCAAACGUAACGUGUACUGUGUGAAAUGAAUGAACUCCGAGUUCAUAUCUGUGCCCAUCUUCCCAUGCGUUAUUUCUGUAACAGAAACGCGCUUGUCGGAAUAGGUUGACGACAGUAUGUCUGCGUUCCCUGAGUUAAAAAUGUUCUGCAAAGACGGCAAAAACUGAAAGAAUGGAGAUAUACCAAUAUUUAUAAAGAAUAGCUCUCAUGUUUCAGCGAAAACUAGUAGUCUGACUUGUGCCACGGAAGCAGUUUAUUUGACGGUAAGAGCAACAGAUCCCCGAGGCCCUGCCGAAUUAUACUCGUUUUUUGAGCAUGAGAUUGGAAGAAAACGUGAUUUUUUACCGAAUAAGUAAAAGAAUGAAUAUCUUUAUGUAUGCUUUCCAUGAAAUAUAAUUGAAUUUUCAAGGGCAUCGAAAAUCAAUGAGAAAAUUGCAUGCUUAAUAUGUAGUCAUUUUUUGCAAAGUUUAGAUCUCGAAUGCAGCCAAAAAUAAGUUUUUUCGAAAGCCGACACCCUGAGGUAACUGAAUCCUUCUAGAUGUAUGCUGCAUCAUGAUUAGUUUUACAACACUACUUAAUUUAUCUUUUCGAAUCGAGAACACAUUUCGAAAUUUUGGUUGACAUUUCAUGAGUUAGCACAUCUACUGUAAAUGACUUUAAAACAUGCUCAGGCACCAAAUUUAAAUGCGUGUUGUCGUUCAGAUAUUUGGCAAGGCAUGCCAGCAAACUCUUUAGACUCGUUCAACGUGACAGCUUACAAAUGAAGUAUUUUUCACUAUCAACUGACCUCUUGCUCUAGACGAUGGCCAAUAGACGUUUCGCAAUGGCAUUUCUUUUUGAGAGAUGUUAUACUUUGUGCAAUGCAGUAAUGAUCACGGAACGGCACCUAAAAGUCAGCCAGGCUAGCAGCAAGUUCUCUUUGUUGUGUAUAGGCAAGGUUUAAGUAGGCCUCAAGACAACUUAGGAUGCGCAAUUUACAAUUGGAUUUAACUUCUGAGACAGGCGAAGUACAGUGAAUGAUCGAUCUCAUGAAAUGUUGACUGAAAUGCCGAAAUGCGUUUCCGAUUAGGAAGGAUUACUUAGGCGCGGUUGUAAUUUUGAUUAUCUUGCGGCAUAAUCUUAUAAAAUUUCGGACUUGGCAGGAUUUCAGCUCUUAAAUACACUGCAUUUCAACAUAAUGUAGAAACCGCCCUCGGUGAAAAAUGAUUACUGAAGCAGCAUGCAUUUCGCCCACUGAUUUUCAAAGGUCUCGCAAUUUCAAAUAUAGUUUAUAGAAACCACGGACGAAAAUAUGCUUUAUUUCAGUCGUUUGAUAGAGAAUCAGGUUAAUCUUCGUAUUUUAUUUUCUAAGAGCGAAUACUGUUAGGUUUGCAAAAGUUUCCAAUUAUGAGUUUUUUAAGGCCGCGCAAUCUCCAAUCAUAUAGCAUCGUACCUGUCGGUUCACCACUGCUUCUCAUGAACUGUACAACAAAGUCCGCAUUCACUGCAAAAUGUUAUGGACUCCAUAUGAUAUCUUUUUAAAGACAACAAUGAAUAUGUGAAUCGGGCUAAUCCACGGAUUUAACAUGAACCCCGAACUAACAUUUAUGUAUAUGAACGCGCAAAAUGUAGUCUCCGAAAGGAAUGAACUCCGAGUUCAUAUCUGUACCCAUCUUCCCAUGCGUUAUUUCAGCAACAGAACCGUGCUUGUCGGAACAGGUUGACGACAGUGGGCCUGCGUUCCCUGAGCUUUAUCUGUUCUACAAAAAGGGGCAGAAUCGAAAUGGUGGAGAUACAGCGUGCUUACUGAUGGGUAGAUCACGCAGCAGUCUACCCGGUGACAUGGUGUUUUGAAAUUUUCUUCAAAGUGAAAAUCGAAAUAGAUUUCAGUCGCCACUGAGUGGGUAUUUUAAGGUACGGCACAUCAAGUUCGGAGAUUUUAGGACUCAUAGCCGAGACGUUUUUUCGACGCGGUUCUCGCAGGAGCUGACAACAGCAUGAGUCGAGACUUGCUCGAAUCAUGGUCCUCAGGUUCGCAGUUAAUCAGCAAGCUCAAUGACCUACCGGUACCAUAUUCAGUGCUGACUCAUUCCCUGAGCAGGAGAAUCAGUCACGUGGAGAGGGUGCGGACGCUCAACUAUCCUGGUGCCAGCGGGUCGAAUCGCCGAGUAAUCAGCACGUUAACAUCCAACACGGAUUAUUCGAUUUCGGCAAUUAA
This is a messenger RNA of Spirometra erinaceieuropaei, 14647 nucleotides long. Lineage: Eukaryota; Metazoa; Platyhelminthes; Cestoda; Diphyllobothriidea; Diphyllobothriidae. The record is from the annotation of a GenBank genome assembly.